GAGUUCAGACACAACACACACAAAGGGGGAGGAGAAAAACCUUGAAGAUGCUGAGAUUGAAGAGACUGAUUGAAAUCGCACCAAGAAGAAGUGUCAAUGGUAGAAAAUUGCUCAAAGAGGAAGUACAGAUUUUCCCAGAAAUCCCUCUACGAAGUCCUUCUCAAUGGACUUCCAGUCGCUUCCUUGACAUUUAUCAGAUGGGAAAUAAGGACGCAAUUGAGAGAGAACGAGCUCGGCUUAAAGAUGAGAUGAAUAGGGGUUACUUUGCGGAUAUGUCGGAGAUGAAGCAACAUGGUGGGAAGAUUGGACCGGCAAAUAAGAUAAUAAUUCCAGCGGUUGCAGCUGUGAAGUUUCCUACAGUUGAAGUGAACUACUCAGAUGGUUCUAGCCUUAAGCUGCCCAUAACCUCUGACAGAAAUGAUGCCAAUUUGUCCAAGUCAGAUAUCCCAAAAGCAUCUUUAGUGUGUUUGUCGUUUCGGGCAAGCUCACAGCCUAUGGUUGAUUCCUGGAGCUUUCCAUUCCUUAAAACUUUCAGUCAUAGCCCUGAUGUUCGGUUAUAUGAGGUAUCCUUCAUAGAUUCGUGGUUAUUGACUCGCAGUCCUAUAAAAAAGCUACUUCUCAAGAUCAUGAGGAAACAGAAGCCUGGUGAAAAGCAAGAUGUCCUGCAAAGGCAGAUUGUUUAUUCUUUUGGUGAUCAUUAUUACUUCAGAAAGGAGCUUAGGAUAUUAAAUCUUCUUACAGGGUACAUUUUCUUACUCGACAGACUCGGUAGAAUACGAUGGCAAGGUUUUGGUUUGGCAACGCCAGAUGAGUUGUCGUCACUUCUGUCCUGCACGUCCCUAUUGCUGGAAGAGAAAUAAGAAAUACACUCAAUAAUCGAGAUUGACUCUUUUGUUGAGCAAACAAGACAACUGCGAACUCUAUCUGGAGACGGGUACUAUCAGCUUUGCAUUAUGCAUCAUAAUGUCAAUUUCCCUAAGGACUGACAAUAUGGCCAUCUUCGGUGAAAUUUUGAUUGUGGAGCUUGUAUUUGAUAUAUGAUCCUAUUACACUUUUGUUAUCUCCUCCAUCCAUAUUAUACUUGAGUUACAGUGCAGGGGUAUAUCCCUUCACGGCACAUGCACCCAGCAUGGAAUAAUACGUUUUAACAUGAUAUUUGUGCAAUCUUCGUGUA
Messenger RNA from Sesamum indicum (sesame), 1174 nucleotides. Its product is annotated as ATPase complex subunit. Gene Ontology annotation, cellular component: mitochondrial inner membrane. Gene Ontology annotation, biological process: mitochondrial proton-transporting ATP synthase complex assembly. NCBI's taxonomy places the organism in Eukaryota, Viridiplantae, Streptophyta, Magnoliopsida, Lamiales, Pedaliaceae. The record is from RefSeq and is a predicted model, not a curated record.